UCCUGUGAUAUUCGCUUGCCUUCACUUCAGAAUAGAGUUGUAGUAGUUUAGCUGACUUCUUCCUUCUCAACAUAGUCGUACAGAGCCUAUUUCACUGUUCAUAAUGUUUGGUCGUCUGGGCCACGUCACCAUUGCCGGUGCGGCGAUGGGAGCCAUUGCUGCCGGAGGGUACCUGAGUGCGAGCAAAGAGAGAAGCUUGCUGGGAACUUGCUUCGCAGAGCGAAGUUUCCUGCCUACUGUGCACGCAGCAUCUGUGGAUCAGGGAAGCAGUACGUCGGCACAGCCAAUCCCAGUACCACCACCUUCCUUCGUGCCGUAUACUCAUGACUUACCAACGGACAGUGCCUACAUGAGAGACGCACCAUUCCUAGGCGAAUAUGUUUACUGGGAUGAGAACUGGGAUAAACGUGACCCGGAAUAUAUCCGAGCAAGCACGCCACCCAGCAAACGUGAGCCCGAUGGACCUGAACUGCAGCGGCCCACGGCGUCACGUCGUAUUAUUCUCAUCCGCCAUGGUCAAUACAACACAUCGGCACGUUCAGAUCUCGAGCGGACUCUCACUGACUUGGGACACGAGCAGGCCAGUGCGACGGCUGCACGUCUCGAGUACUUGUUAGCAGACACGCAGCCAUCGCUGCUCAUUCACUCUACGAUGACACGGGCCGUGCAGACAUUCCAGCCGUUCAUCAAGGCCUUCGCCGCGGUCGAUUCGAAGAGCUGCGACUUGCUGCGUGAGGGUGCACCCUACCCGCCGGAACCGCCAUCCAAGAACUACAAACCAGCGCAUUAUCAGUUUCACACCGACGGAGCACGCAUUGAAGCAGCUUACCGACAAUACUUUCACCGUGCCGAUGUAGACCAGAAGACGGACAGUGUGGAGGUGAUUGUUUGUCACGCCAACGUCAUUCGCUAUUUCGUCUGCAGGGCUCUGCAAAUCCCCCCAUCAGCAUGGCUACGUAUCAGUCUGGCUCACUGCAGCCUGACAGUAUUGGACAUUAGACCCACUGGACGGGUGUCGUUGCGUGCGCUGGGAGACACUGGACAUCUUCCGCGCAAGCUCAUCACAUUCUCAUGAGAGUGGAUUGCUCUCCAUCUGCCCGGGUUAUCCGCACUCUGCACAUUCUCAUGAGAGUGGAUUGGGUUCCAUCUCGGUCACAUCUAUACACUGUAUGGCUCCUCUUUGCACGUUCUCAUGAGAGUGGAUUGGGUUCCAUCUCGGUCACAUCUAUACACUGUAUGGCUCCUCUUUGCACGUUCCGAAUGGGAUACAGUGAUAUCUACUCGUAGGUCUUUUCGCACAACUGCCUGGUGCUUAUAUACACUAUGAUGUCACUAUUGGGCAGACCAGCAUGGCAUAAUGUCAUUAUGAUGUCACUAUUGGGCAGAUCAGCAUGGCAUGAUGUCGUUAUGAUGCAAUAGGAUAUGCAUAGGUAAUGGGUAGGUGAACAGAUACCAGUAUAUUGCUGUGAUAUUUACCGCCCAGCAAUCAGUGUGUGAAUCUUGCCUUCGCCAGACAUAGCCCCCUAGCCCUAGCCAUUGUUGAAUUUCCCGAGUUAUUUUCAACCCGGAAAUGCACCAUAAAACUAUUGCUUCCUCUUCGCCUUUCCUGGGAUUUUUUAAUUUAUUGCGAAUUGUGUUCUGUCUAAAUCAAUCAGGACCAUGCUAGAUAACUAAUUUUGUAUACGCUGCGUUUUACAAUAGCCCGGUAAAUUCAGAAUUUGUGUUGCGUAAACGUAGUCUA
Sycon ciliatum is the source of this 1741-nucleotide messenger RNA. Its product is annotated as serine/threonine-protein phosphatase PGAM5, mitochondrial-like. Lineage: Eukaryota; Metazoa; Porifera; Calcarea; Leucosolenida; Sycettidae. The coding region runs from base 104 to 1075 and encodes 323 amino acids. The transcript has 3 exons. Gene Ontology annotation, biological process: peptidyl-threonine dephosphorylation; positive regulation of mitochondrial fission. Gene Ontology annotation, cellular component: mitochondrion. The record is from RefSeq and is a predicted model, not a curated record. Gene Ontology annotation, molecular function: protein serine/threonine phosphatase activity.